AAUCUCAAGGAAACUUUAAGCAGGUGUAAAAAGGGUGAGCUCCUUUGCUUCCAUGAGAAACCUGUUAACCUGGAAAAAGAUCUCAGGGCCAUCUCUCAGCAAAGUGAUCUAUUAAUGGAAAACUUCAAGAAAUUUAGAGAAUCACUGAUGGACGAAUUGUCGAAAAGCAAGACCAGAGGGCUUAAUGCUGUCCUCCUGAGUCAGACUGCUCAGCCCGAUCAGCCCCAAAUCUUCUGGCCACGAUUGUAUAAUGAUGCCGUGAGAGCAGACAAGAAAGUCUCCCCAGUCAGCGUGACCCUAGAUCCACGUACGGCCAAUCCCCAUCUCCUCCUCGGAUCGGAUCGGAAGACAGUCACGCGCCUGGAUCACAGGCAGACCUUGCCGGACAAUCCUGAGAGGUUUGAUGCCGAGUUCUUUGUGCUGGGCUGCGAAAGCUUCUGCUCUGGGAAGCAUUCCUGGGUGGUGAACGUCGAGCAGGGGCAGAACUGGGCCAUUGGCAUCGCCCGGGAGUCUGUGAGGAGGAAAGGGAGCCUCAGCCUCAGCCCACAGCAAGGCAUUUGGGCAGUACAGCAGUGCUGGGGCCAGCUGCAAGCGCUGACCUCUCGCUGGACUACCCUGUUUCUGCUCAGGAAGCCCAAGAGGAUCAGAGUACAUCUGGAUUAUGAGGGAGGGUGGGUGGCCUUUUUCGAUGCAGAGCUGGAUGCUCCCAUUUUUACUUUUCCGCCCACCUCGUUCAAGCGAGAGAGGAUUCACCCUUGGUUCUGGGUGGCGUCUGGAUCCCAGCUCACCUUGUGCCCCUGAGAUUAUUCCGGGCAUUUGGGAUUUCAGCAAUUUGAGCAGCCUUGUGUAAUAUUGGACGUAAAGCAGCGAUGUGACAAUUGCUUCGGAACUACAUAGGUUAACUAUGUCAGCAGAGAAAUGAUUGUUUUUUCGAAUUUUUAGUGAGGCAUUAAAGGUCACUGAAAGCGCCACUCAGGGAUAUAUUUUAAAGGAAGGAAUUGCGAUGGUAUAAAAUGGCUUUUAACCAGCUCUGAUGGAAGGGGGGGGGGCGGGGAAUGGCGAUUUUAAAAUGCUUACAUAGUUGGACACUUAUCUCCCAGGAGAGUUGUUCUCCCAUGCCACUUCUGUAGCAGAGUUCAAAAUAAAAUAAAUGUACUGGAGUGGAUACCUAGUCAAAAUAUAAAACAUGUUUCUAGUCCUCAUGGCU
This is a messenger RNA of Thamnophis sirtalis, 1207 nucleotides long. The record is from RefSeq and is a predicted model, not a curated record. NCBI's taxonomy places the organism in Eukaryota, Metazoa, Chordata, Lepidosauria, Squamata, Natricidae.